Linum trigynum is the source of this 3747-nucleotide messenger RNA. The record is from the annotation of a GenBank genome assembly. Lineage: Eukaryota; Viridiplantae; Streptophyta; Magnoliopsida; Malpighiales; Linaceae.
CCUUGUGUGAUCAAUGGGGAUUUUAAUACUAUUCUCCAUGAAAACGAAAAGGAUGGGGGAAAUCAAUGGAGUAUGGCGCGAUCCCUGAGUCUGGGGAACCUUGUUCAUGAUCUAGGCCUUUUUGACCCAGGGUUUCAAGGGGACCCUUUCACCUGGACUAAUAGAAGAAUGGGGGCAGCCUGUAUCCGUGAAAGGUUAGACAGGGCUCUGUGUUCCCAAAACUGGCAAGAUCGGUUCCCUGAAACUCUGGUUAAGCAUUUUACUGAUCAAGGUUCGGACCAUCGGGCGCUCCUGUUAUCUGAUAAACCGUACACUAGACAUAGUCGGCCUCUCUUCCGAUUUGACGCUCGAUGGGCGGAUAAUCCUCAGGUCAGAGCCAUGGUCGCUUAUGUCUGGCAAGAGAAUAUUGAGGGGACCCCAAUGUUUCGCCUUUGGGAACGGCUCAAAAAACUUCGCCAUCUUUUGUAUGAUUGGAGUAGAGCCGGGACGACGAAUUCUUUGCGAAAUAUCCGUACCUUACAAGCAGAGAUUGAGAGAAUCAAAGCCAUUAUUCCGGUUAACUGGGAAGUGGUUCGUGAUCUCGAGGUUGAGCUGAAUAGACAGUGGGAAGCAGAAGAGGUCUACUGGCAGCAAAAAUCCCGCGUCCACUGGCUCAAGAAGGGGGACAAAAAUACCUCCUAUUUCCAUACAGUGACUAGAACCCGUCGCAAAAAGAACUUUGUAGAAAGACUCCAGAAUGAUGAUGGGGAGUGGAUCGCAGAUGAGAAAGGGAAAGCUGAGGUUGCGACGGAUUUUUAUCGCCAUCUCUUCACUUCUGAAAAUACGGUCCAUAAUAUGAGAGAACGUGUUGCGGCCCUACCCAUUGCGCAGAAUGUUACGCCGGCUAUGAAUAACGCUUUAACUGCAGUUGUACUUCCUGAGGAAGUACGCAAGACUGUCUUUGCGAUGGGUUCUAAGCAGGCCCCGGGGUCUGAUGGGUUUACGGGCAAAUUCUUUAAAGCCUUUUGGGACAUCGUGGGGCCGUCAGUGAUUGAUGCGGUUUGUUCGUUCUUUACAACGGGAAAGAUGCUCCGUGGUUUCAAUCAUACUUGGCUCACAUUAAUCCCGAAGGUGGAUACUGUGGAAUCGAUGCGCCAGCUGCGUCCUAUCAGCCUCUGCCAGUUUGUGUACAAAAUUAUAACCAAAAUUCUGGCGGAGCGGCUGGCUUGUGUGUUACCAAAAAUUGUCUCUGAAGGGCAAAAUGCGUUUAUACGUGAGAGACAAAUAGUGGAGAACAUCCUCCUCGGACAUGAACUUAUGCACUACCUUAAAACCAAAAAACGGGGGAAGAAAGGGUACAUGGCUCUAAAGGUUGAUAUGGAAAAGGCCUAUGAUAGAGUUGAAUGGACCUUUCUUCUAACGAUUUUAGAAAAGUUGGGUUUUAGUUCUGUCUGGGUAGGAUGGAUUCAGGAAUGUCUUAGGUCAGCGUCUUUUUUGGUUAUGAUGAACGGUACCCCGUCCGUCUACUUCACUGCCUCUAGGGGGCUGCGGCAGGGUGAUCCCUUGUCCCCUCUGUUAUUUGUGCUGUGUACAGAGGGCUUUGCGACUCUUCUUCGGAAGGCUAUCUCAGAAAAGAAGUUGGCAGGAACUAAGGUGGCCCCCAGGGCGCCGCGUAUCUCGCACCUAUUCUUUGCUGAUGACUCGUACUUAUUCUUGCGUGGUACAGUAACGGAAUGUGAAAACCUAAUGGCAGUUUUGAAUAAGUACGAGGAGCUGAGUGGCCAAAGAGUGAAUUUGGCUAAGUCGGCGGUAUGCUUUAGUCAUAACAUUACCAUCCCUGAUCAGGAGCUCCUAGCUACAAUUAUGGGGGUGGGGGCAGUGGGGGUCCACGAUAAGUACCUUGGCCUCCCAUCUUUGGUUGCACGCUCGAAAAUGGAGACCUUUAGAUAUUUGGAGGAAAAGCUCUUGGCAAGGCUCCAGGGAUGGAAGCAGAAAACGUUGUCCUGGGCGGCUAAAGAAACCCUGAUUAAAUCAGUGGCCAUGGCUUUGCCUCUGCAUGUUAUGUCAUGCUUCAAGCUGCCACUGUCUCUGUGUCGUCUGCUGGAUAAACAUGUUGCUCGGUUCUGGUGGGGAUGUAGUGAGGAUCACUCGAAAGUUCAGUGGGUUUCCUGGAGGGACAUGUGUCGGAGUAAGCAUGAUGGGGGGAUGGGGUUUCGACAUUUUGAGCUUUUUAACCAAGCACUUCUAGCUAAGAUUGGAUGGCGCAUCCUCUGUGAACCGCAGUCGCUUCUUGCCCAAGUUUAUAAGGGGAAAUAUUUCCCGCAGGGAAAUUUCCUAAGUGCUACUGCUCGUUCUCGCCCCUCGUGGGGUUGGCAGAGUAUUCUCUUUGGGCGGCGAUUGUUAGAGAUGGGUUUAAGGUGGCACAUUGGGAAUGGUCGCUCGGCGUCCAUGCUUUUCUCUACUUGGGUACCGCAGAACCAGUUUGAGCCUCUCCGUUAUAACCCUGGGGUGCUACCAACUGGGGGUGAUCCCACGGUGGCGGAGCUAAUUUGUCCAGGUGAGGGACGCUGGUGUGACCACGCACUUAGCCAAUGGUUUGACCCGGCCACUUGUCGCAAUAUUAAGGCAAUUCCCCUUCCGCGCGCGAAUAUGGAGGAUAGGCUUAUCUGGUAUGGUACAGCUGAUGGUGUUUUUUCGGUGAAAUCAGCGUAUCAUUUGGCUGUCGCCCUGGAGCAGAGAAGGGGCCGACGGAAAGCUCGGGUGGAUUUGAUGGAUCGAACCAGAUGGAUCCGCCUUUGGGAGGCAAACAUUCCGCCAAAGUUGAAGGUGUUUGUUUGGCAAAUUUUCCGUCGGAUCAUCCCCACUACUGAGGCGUUGAUUGAGAGAAAGGUUCAGGUCCAUCCUCGUUGCCCGGUUUGCUGGGAGGCCACUGAGACUCCGGAGCAUCUUUUUUUGGAUUGCCCGGUCGCUCGUGCUCUCUGGGGAGCAGCUGGGUUGGAGCAUAUUGGUGAAGGGUUGCCUCGCCACACAUUUCCAUUGUUUCUUAAGAGGGUAAUGGCGUUAGUUCAUCAGCCUGAUUUAUUUAUGGCCAUUGUGGCUAUCCUCUGGCGGAUCUGGCGGUCGCGCAAUUGGGUGGUCUUUGAAGGUAAACAGUAUAGGGUUGAUGCGUUGAUGCGACAGUUUUCCCAACAGUUUGAGGAAUGGGUGCGUCUCCCGGUAGAUAAGCCUGUCUGGGGUCCUGCUGGUGCGGGGGUCCACCUUGCUGCUCAGGUUGAUUCACCAGCGGUGGUCAUUUGUGGGUGGGACGAGGCUACCAGGAGGGGGUCGCAUUCAGCUGGAGGAGUAGUGCUUAUGACACCCAAUCGGGAUAUACUGAUGGCCACGGGUAUGCAGUUCCCUGUCAUCGAUGAUCCUCUUGUGGUGGAAUUGCUCGUCCUGCGGGAGGCGGUCCUUUGGUGCCUGAGCCGCGGGUUAUUAAGUGUCAGGUUUGAAGGGGACUCCAAGGUGGUCAUCGAUAAAAUCCAGGCUGCUGAUACGAGGGAUAGCAGGUUAGGUGCGGUGCUAGCUGAAGUGCUAUAUUAUUUUACCUGUAACCCAGGGUUUAGUGUUCGGUUUAUAGGACGGGGAAACAAUAGGGUAGCCCAUUUGGUGGCUCGGAAGGCCCUUUCUUUGUACCCGAAUAUGAAUCGGUCGUAUGAUUUUCAGACCUGGCUGCUCUCCAGGGUGUAACUAUCUAUCUUUUCUGAUUAAUAUAUAUUAUCUUUUGUC